Austrofundulus limnaeus is the source of this 2074-nucleotide messenger RNA. RefSeq names its product PR domain containing 8b (gene prdm8b). Gene Ontology annotation, cellular component: nucleus. Gene Ontology annotation, molecular function: protein binding. NCBI's taxonomy places the organism in Eukaryota, Metazoa, Chordata, Actinopteri, Cyprinodontiformes, Rivulidae. The transcript has 3 exons. The record is from RefSeq and is a predicted model, not a curated record. Gene Ontology annotation, biological process: regulation of DNA-templated transcription; oligodendrocyte development. Bases 12 to 1694 code for a protein of 560 amino acids.
CGCAGGGAGACAUGGAGGAGUCCGGCUCGCAGAAGUUGGUCUGGGACGGAGACGCCAAGGCGGUGCAGCAGUGCCUCACCGACAUCUUCACGAGCGUCUACACCACGUGCGACAUCCCGGAGAACGCCAUCUUCGGCCCGUGCGUGCUGAGCCACACGUCGCUGUACGACAGCAUCGCCUUCAUCGCGCUGAAAUCCACCGACAAGCGCACCGCGCCCUACAUCUUCAGGGUGGACACGUCUGCCGCUAACAGCACCUCAGAGGGCCUGAUGUGGCUCCGGCUGGUCCAGUCGGCCCGGGACAAGGAGGAGCAGAACCUGGAGGCCUACGUGAAGAACGGGCAGCUCCUGUACCGCUCGCUGCGCCGCAUCGAGAAGGACGAGGAGCUGCUGGUCUGGUACGGCAAGGACCUGAUCGACCUGCUGCUGCUCAGCUCCGGCCGGGCGCCGCCCAAGACCAAAGGGGCGUCCCAUCACUCGUGUCCGGACUGCAGCCAGAGGUUCCAGUUCGAGUUCCCGUUCCUGGCCCACCUGCGGUUCCGCUGCACCAAGAGGCUGCAGAGUCUGACGGAGGCGGACAAAGAGCCCGGCAAAGAGGCCGGCCCGGACCGGUCCGCCCCGGCCCCGGCGAGGACCAGCCCCAAGCUGGGCCGCUCCGAGGGCUUCACCACGUCCCACGACGCCACCAAACCCUCCACGGACUUCCACAACCUGGCCCGGGACCUGGAGAACAGCCGGACCAGUCCGCCCAGCGACAAGGAGGCCGAGAUCUGCAGCGAGAGCUCGGCCAAGAGGAAGUUCUGCGACGUGGAGGACAGGGACCGCCGAGGCCCCCCGGCCAAGUCCAAGGACGAGCUGGCCUCGUCGGCGCAGAACUACCGAGGCGCGUACGGCCUGGAGGAGAACCAGCGCUCCUUCUCGCCGCCGGGCGCCGCCGAGCACGGCGAGGCCAAGCGCAGCGCCUUCACCGAGGUCAAGAAGGCGCCGCCGGGCCUCAAGCACCACGGCAAGAACCUGCCCAGCGCCAACGCCGAGAACAAGGACCGGCCCGGCAGCAGCCCCCCGGAGAAGCACCUGAACAUCCGGCAGGUGCUGUCCGAGACGCAGCCGCCGCAGACCUCGCCCAUGGGCAGCGCCUUCACCUCCGUGGGCCAGCAGGGCGGCGGCGGCGAGCGCAAGAGCGCCUUCAGCCAGCCGUCGCGCAGCUUCUCGCAGAUCUCGCCGCUGGUGAUGCCCCCCAAGCUGCUGGACUGCCACCCGGCGGUGGGCGACACCAUCUCCUCCAGCAGACUGUACCAGGCCGACCACCUGGCCGCCAAGCUGCAGGGGGCGGAGCUGGGCGCCAACUGCCCCGUGCCCGGCGCCAUGGCCAAGCAGAACCCUUUCGUCUACGCCACCACCUUCUGGCCCAAGAACUCGGGCCCCAUCCAGCUGCAGAUGCCCUCGGCCCUGACCCUGCUGCCCCCCUCCUUCACCUCGCUCUGCCUGCCCGCCCAGAACUGGUGCGCCAAGUGCAACGCCUCGUUCCGCAUGACCUCGGACCUGGUCUACCACAUGAGGUCCCACCACAAGAAGGAGUACGCCAUGGAGCCGCUGGUGAAGCGGCGGCGCGAGGAGAAGCUCAAGUGCCCCAUAUGCAACGAGUCGUUCCGGGAGCGGCACCACCUGUCGCGUCACAUGACCUCACACAACUGACUGUGAACCACAGACACACAAACUGUUAGCUUCACACAUCUGGAUUUAAAGGUGCUCAUCAGGAAGUCCUCCGUCACAACACUUCCUGUUGACACUUCCACCAUGUGGCGCUUUCCCUUUAUUAUUAUUUUUAGGAAAUUCCCUUUUUCCACCGUUUCUUCAGACUUUAACCAGCCUGACGCCCAGUGCCGUCACUAAGCCUCUUUUAGGGGGGCUGGAGCCCCCCUAAAAUAGGUAUAAAUUUUUUUUAUUAAUUAAUUAAUUUUAAACAAAAAUUCAAUAUGAUGUGAUCAGAAUACAUAACCACUUAAUAUUUCAUUGUUGACUAAAAUAUAUGAUCAUAAAUCUGUCAGUUCCCCUUUAAUUUAUACUGUAAAAUA